UUUGCACCUGAUCGAUAACUUCCUUCAAACGAGGAGAUCCAUCCAUCAGUUUCCCGCAGACCCCAGCGGAUCAGAGCGCAGCAGCUCUGCUCGCCGAGCGGAUGCAGGACCAUGGAGGAGAGAGACAGGUCGCCAGCAGUCUGUCCCACAGCGUCAAGGCGAGCCUGUCUCUUUCUCCAUCUGGGCCGGGACGGGUGGGCAGCGGUGGGGGCUCCCCUACGUCUAAGAUGGGCUACUGCGGAGGGGUGCCUGUGGAGGACAUGCAGGCCCUGGCCAUCACUUCUCUGUCGGCAGCAGACGUAGCCAAGCAAUAUGAGCACAUCCGUGAGCUGGGGAAGGGCACGUACGGCAAGGUGGACCUGGUGGCACAUCGGACGCAGGGCAACAAAAUGGCGCUGAAGUUUGUUACCAAGAACAAGACGAAGCUCAAGAGUUUCCUGAGGGAGUACAGUCUAACAGGCUCACUUAGCUGCAGCCCUUUCAUUAUCAAAGUCCUGGACGUGCUUUUUGAGACGGAGGACAGCUAUGUGUUUGGACAAGAAUAUGCCCCCGCUGGGGACCUUUUCGACAUCAUCCCCCCACAGGUGGGUUUGCCAGAGGAAAUGGUCAAACGCUGCAUGCAACAACUGGGCUUGGCCUUGGACUUUAUGCACAGUAAAAACCUGGUGCAUCGGGAUGUCAAACCUGAGAAUGUGCUCCUAUUUGACCGUGAGUGCCGCCGCAUCAAGCUGGCCGACUUUGGUAUGACCCGACGCGUGGGCUGCCGUGUGAAACGGGUGAGUGGCACCAUCCCUUAUACAGCGCCAGAGGUGUGCCGCGCUAGCCGUGCUGAGGGUUUCCUUGUGACCACCAGUCUAGAUGUGUGGGCGUUCGGCGUGCUGGUCUUCUGUAUGCUGACAGGCAAUUUCCCCUGGGAGGCAGCGCUGCCGGCCGACGCGUUCUACGAGGAGUUUCGGCGCUGGCAGAAAGCAGGGUGUCCUGUGGGAACGUACCCAUCUCAGUGGCGCCGCUUCACUGAUGAUGCCUUGCGCAUGUUUCAGAGGCUGCUCGCCGUUGAGCCGGAAAAACGCUGUGGUGUCAAGGACGUCUUCUGCUUUGUCAAGUACGAGCUGGUCAGCGAGCUAAGGCGCAGAGCAUCCUGCCGAGCCAAGAGAGGUGAGAGGUCAAGCUCUGGAGUGUGCACUGGCAGUUGCACUUCCUCCUCGUCCUCCACUUCAUCACGUUCCUCCCAUAGACACCCUGAGCCCUCCACCCCUCCAGGAACAUCCUGCCUGCGCCCGGCACCGCUCAAACGUAGUGUCCUCUCCGACCCGUUAUCUCCCAGAGAGGAGUCCGGACAGCAUCAGUCUCCCGGCCGAGACAAGAACAAAAGCCAGAUGGUAAUGGCAACUGCCAUUGAAAUCUGUGUGUGACCACACUAAUGUUAGCAGUGGAGACUAGAUGGCUUUUCACAGUAAUAACAAGCUGUGAAGAGGUGUUAAUGACUACCACAGAGACUCCAGUGAAAAAGGAGAGGUACUUUAACCAUGAAAGAGAAGCUCAGGAUCACAUCCCUGGCUGUGGAAAUGGUCAUCAUCAAUCAGCGGUACAUACUUGGACAGUUUAUCACUGGCACAUGCCGUUUAGGUUUUGAUUUGUGACCAAAGACUGCUUCCCAAGCUGAGAAGCAUGCAGGCAGUGUUUAAGAGUCCGCUGAUGUUGCUCAUCUCAGCAGCUCAUUCUGUCAUCCAGAUAUUUGUGUUUUCUGCCCAUUCACUGUGGUGGUGCUAACGAUUAUAUAAUUAGAUACUCCAUAAAAACUGAUUCUGUCUUUUCUCACUCAUCACCCCAUGUCUCUUGACUUGUGUUUAUGUUAUGUCUCUUUACUAGUGUUUAUUUAUCUCAGAAUAUAAGCUCCGGGGAGGCCGGUGAUCUGAGGGCAAUCUACUCAAACUACAUUCGACUGCCAUUUCUCAGACUUUGUGCCAACUUCCAAUGCAUAAAAUUUGUCAUAGACUUUUUCAAGAGAAAAUGUUAUAAAGAGAAAAAGAAAAAAAACCUUAAUGUAGCAGUUUGAGAUGUCUUUUCAUGUAAGUGUUUAGACUUAGAGACAUAUUCUCAGUGAUAGGCAUCACCUCAGGACACUUAAUUGGGUCACUUCCUGUUUGAUUAUUAAUGGAAAUCCAUUGACUGGCUGGAAGACACAUCUGCUACUUUUGAACUGCUAUCAAUGAGAUUAAUUUCCAAUGUACCACAAUAGAAUACAGGGAUUGUACAAACUCUGAGUGAAAAGGGUGGUGAACAAUGAAGAGGACAAGAAAUGUCUUUUUAUUGUUUCUUUUCUACCUGCUGUGUGUGUUUGGAUGUGUAUGUGUGUGUGUGUGUGUUUCAAAUGCUAAAGCACAAGAUUUUUGUAAAGGAGGAGAACUCUUAGUAGAAACUACGACUCUAUAUUGUAAAUAAUUUGAUAUUUCUAGGAGUGCUCUGUAAUAUCAGGUAGUUCAACUAUGUAGCGGUACUAAUUUUCUACGACAGGGAAAGGGGUUUUAGGGUUUUACGGUUACUGUGGGGGCAAUGCACUGUAUGUAGCAACAAAAUAUGACAGAAUGUACAGUAUAUAACAAAUUAAAUAUAUAGAAAUAUGAUCUAGAGCCUAUCACAAGUAUAACAUGGUAGCAGCUGCUCUUCUCUUUUUUCUUUUAUUGUUUUGGGUUUUAUCUGAACUGGACCUAGGUAUGACACACAAAUUGUUGAAUAGACAUCACUCAUUUCUGCAUUUUCCUGUCACCAUAACCUUAUCAUGAGCAACAUCCAUUUCCUGUCUAAAAUCAUCUGCUUCCCGGUUGUCAAUGAGUACAGCCCAUUCUGUCUUCAUUCAAUCAGUGAAAGCCACUGAGGGCUUCUUUGCAGGUUGACACCUUACAAAUUUAUUUCCCAGCAUCACAAAAGGUGUUCCAAUAUUUGAUUAACACGAUGCAAAAUUAGCACAGAAUAUGUUGUUGCACCCCCUACGCUCACCUUUAGUUUAAUCUUCCUGCCUGGAAAUUCAUCCAAAUGUAUCACUCAAAUAGCAGAGCCCAGGUGUUUAUUGUCUGGAGGGAUGACCUCUGUGUCAGCCACUGAUGUUCUGUGAGCUGAUGAUUGAUCCUGAACAGCGCACAGCUACGGCUUCCGAAGACUUACUGCUAAUUAUGAAAGCUCUGUACAUUCAGUGUGAAUGCUUCAAUGUGUGCUCAUUUCCAUUAUUUUUCUUGCUUGAAUUGUGUUAGUUAUGUCAGUCAGGUGUGUGCGUGUCUAUGUAUGUGUGUGUGUGUGUGUGUGUGUGUGUGUGUGUGUGUGUGUGUGAAUGUGCUUGUCUUCACUCUCCUUAUUUCCCCACUCCUCCUAUGACAGCCCAUCAGCUCUGUCGCUAUAGUGACAGUGCCUCCUCUGGUUCUGCUUCUGUCCUCUUCUUGAAAAUCAAUUCUAAUUGAGCCCAAUGAAACAACUGGUCACCAACCCCCCUCCCAGUCACCCAAGGCUCGUCAUGACAGUUGCUUAGCUUAUUAUACUGGAUGACACAUUUCUGCAGAUGCACAUUUUGCUGUAUUUUAUGAGCUAGUUCACCAAGUCUUUAUCAAGUCUCAUCAGGCAUAAUCGAAGCUGUUGAUGAUCCCUAUCAUUUUCCCUGUCUCUUUCCAUCCUUACUCUCGAUUUUGCAAAGGUGACCUGAUUGAGGCUGAAGACUUAUCAAGGGGAUGUAUUUUAUGCUGCGAUGGUGGCUGCCUCAUAGGAUCUGUCAAAAGGUAAUCUGUCAGUAGAUUGUAGUGGAAUGUAAAUUAGCCCUGCCCUACAUCUGCCUGUGUGAUAAUGUAGGAUCUACAUAGACAAGGAUCAGAUGGACAGUGUAGUCACAACAUAAGGCAAUAUAAAGUAAUGCAACUCAAAGUAACACAACUCAAAAUAACUUAAUGCAACAUAAUGUAACAUAACGUAACAUUACAUUAUGUAAUGCAUUGUAACAUGACACAUCAUAACGUGACAUACUGUAACGUGACUCAACGUAACAUGAUGCAACGUAACAUGAUGCAAGGUUACGUGACACAACAUCACAUAACUUAUACAUGUAUACAUGUAGCCCCCAACCUGACAAGUGACACAGUGUUCUGAUGUGAGCAGCUGUGGCUUUGUUAAACAUCAUAGCCAUUAGUAUCAUUAGACUGUUGUUGCAAUGUUUUUCAUUGACUGUUAUAACAGGAAUUGUUAAGUUUAAUGAUGAGGUGUCAAAUUAUAUCAAGUUUUAUCGAAGCUCUAGAGAGUAGCCUUCCGUUAACCCAGUUUAUCCUGAUCCAAUAAUUAAACUGUUUUCUGUCAGCAAGUGUUGUUGUAGAAUCAAAUGUAAAUACUGUAUGUAUUGUGUCUUUAACAAAACAAAAAAAAGAAUAAACAAAAUGUUAAUAUAUGUUGAAAUAAAUUUAUUGCACCACA
Molecule: messenger RNA, 4446 nt
Organism: Siniperca chuatsi (mandarin fish)
Lineage: Eukaryota; Metazoa; Chordata; Actinopteri; Centrarchiformes; Sinipercidae
Gene: sbk1
Product: SH3 domain binding kinase 1
Exons: 4
Coding region: 102-1412 (436 amino acids)
Biological process (GO): peptidyl-serine phosphorylation; peptidyl-threonine phosphorylation
Molecular function (GO): protein serine/threonine kinase activity; ATP binding
Source: RefSeq, a predicted model, not a curated record